This is a messenger RNA of Camelina sativa (false flax), 804 nucleotides long. Its product is annotated as embryo-specific protein ATS3B. The record is from RefSeq and is a predicted model, not a curated record. Gene Ontology annotation, molecular function: protein binding. Lineage: Eukaryota; Viridiplantae; Streptophyta; Magnoliopsida; Brassicales; Brassicaceae.
UUUCGAUUUCUCUUUCGUUCGUAUCUGCGAAGCAAAUUUCUGGGGAAGCACGAAAAUUAUGGCGUCGGUACGACUCUUCUUCACUCUCCUCUGCUUCGUCUUCCUUAUAUCCAUCUCUGUUGCCGAAUCAAACGAAUUAGAGCCUCACGUCGCUGAGUCUUUCAAUGUCAGCCUCAUCCAGAGAUUGGGGAAUACUUGUUCGUACACGGUGAUCAUCUCGACGAGCUGCUCGUCGACUAGGUACACGCGCGAUCAGAUCAGCGUCGCUUUCGGCGAUGGAUAUGGGAACCAGAUAUAUGCACCAAGGCUUGACGAUCCAUCUACAAAAACGUUUGAGCAAUGUUCAUCAGAUACAUUUGAGAUAAACGGACCAUGCACAUACCAGAUAUGCUAUGUGUAUCUCUACAGGUCAGGUCCAGAUGGUUGGAUUCCAGAGAGUGUAAAGAUAUAUAGCCAUGGGUCCAAAGCGGUCACCUUCUCAUAUAACACGCACGUCCCUGAGAGUGUAUGGUAUGGUUUCAACUACUGCAACAGCGCCUCGGAUUCUAAUGUCUUAGCCAUUGGUCUCAGAAGGAUCGUUAUCAUACUCCUAGGGUUUAUUGUCGCUGGUACAACAUUGCUCUUGUAAGCUGUUGUUAUGGUUUCGGUUUUUUUUCACUGUCGGGUUAUUGUAUGAACAUAAUUUAGGACUUGUGAAGAAUAAAUAAAUAAAUGUGUACCGUUCUUGGGUCUCAGAUCAUGUAUUAACCAUAAAAAAACUAUGAUGAAAUUUCCUACUCCUAAAUUACAGAGUGUGUAGAUGUA